AUGUGCUCCCAGCUCUGGUUCCUGACCGACCGCCGGAUCCGCGAGGACUACCCGCAGGUGCAGAUCCUGCGCGCCCUUCGGCAGCGCUGCUCCGAGCAGGACGUGCGCUUCCGGGCGGUGCUCAUGGACCAGAUCGCAGUCACGGUCGUCGGCGGCCACCUCGGUUUGCAGCUCAACCAGAAGACACUCACCACUUUCCCAGAUGUGGUGCUUGUACGCGUGUCCACACCCUCCGUGCAAUCCGACAGUGACAUCACUGUCUUGCGACACCUGGAGAAGCUGGGCUGCCGCUUAGUCAACCGCCCACAGAGCAUCUUAAACUGCAUCAACAAGUUCUGGACAUUCCAAGAGCUGGCUGGACAUGGGGUCCCCAUGCCAGAUACAUUCUCCUAUGGUGGGCAUGAAGACUUCUCAAAGAUGAUCGAUGAAGCUGAGCCCCUGGGUUACCCCGUGGUGGUGAAGAGCACACGGGGACAUCGUGGAAAAGCUGUUUUUCUUGCAAGAGAUAAGCAUCACCUUUCAGACAUUUGCCAUUUGAUCCGCCAUGAUGUGCCCUACCUAUUCCAGAAGUAUGUGAAAGAAUCACAUGGAAAAGAUAUUCGAGUGGUCGUUGUUGGGGGCCAAGUGAUAGGCUCAAUGCUUCGCUGCUCCACAGAUGGCCGGAUGCAAAGCAACUGCUCUCUUGGUGGUGUGGGUGUCAUGUGCCCGCUGACAGAACAAGGCAAGCAGUUGGCUAUUCAAGUGUCCAAUAUCCUAGGCAUGGACUUCUGUGGCAUUGAUCUCCUCAUCAUGGAUGAUGGCUCUUUUGUGGUGUGUGAGGCAAAUGCCAAUGUUGGUUUCCUAGCAUUCGACCAAGCGUGCAACUUAGAUGUGGGUGGGAUCAUUGCAGACUACACCAUGUCCCUGCUGCCAAAUAGACAGACUGGGAAGAUGGCCCUCCUCCCAGGACUGUCUAGUCCCAGGGAGAAGAAGGAGCCAGAUGGCUGUGCUUCAGCUCAGGGAGUUCCAGAGAGUGUCUACACCAUCAACAAUGGGUCUACCUCUAGUGAGAGCGAGCCUGAACUGGGAGAGAUCCGAGAUCCCUCAGCAAGCACAAUAGGAUCACCAACCUCCAUGCUGCCAGACUCCAGCUACAACAUUAACAACAGGAUUGCUUCUGAAUUAAAACUUAAGUGAAUUCUUGCCUUUUUUCCCCCUUCAGCAUUUAAACCAAAUUCUACUGCUUCCCUAGUAGUUUUGAGUGAAUAAAAUAUGGACUGAAGAGAUUUCAUUUGCACAGAAACUAGAAGUCCCAUCUGGACACUCAGCAUUCUUUCUAACGAUGAUUCAAGCAAAUGGCAUAACUGUGUAGUUUUUACGAGGACUAUUAUAAAAACACUCACCAAAA
Messenger RNA from Elephantulus edwardii (Cape elephant shrew), 1387 nucleotides. RefSeq names its product ribosomal modification protein rimK-like family member A (gene RIMKLA). Gene Ontology annotation, cellular component: cytoplasm. NCBI's taxonomy places the organism in Eukaryota, Metazoa, Chordata, Mammalia, Macroscelidea, Macroscelididae. Gene Ontology annotation, biological process: protein modification process. Bases 1 to 1176 code for a protein of 391 amino acids. Gene Ontology annotation, molecular function: ligase activity, forming carbon-nitrogen bonds; ATP binding; metal ion binding. The transcript is spliced from 5 exons. The record is from RefSeq and is a predicted model, not a curated record.